GUCCGAGGCUGGUCGGUCCCUUGGCCCCCCCGGGGGGAUCGGCCCCACCGACCGCGCGGCCCCGGCUGCGCGGCGACGGUGCUGAUGGCCGGCGUCGCCAGCGUGUACGGGUCGCUGCACGCCGUGCAGUCGUCGCUCGACCAGGAGGCGUCCGACCUGCGGCAGCUGCAGGAGGCGCACCGCCAGAUGGACGAGGAACUCCACAGGCUGCGGCAGGAGGUCUCCAACGCCACCGCGGCCGUGGCCCGGCGCGACGCGGCGAUGGGCCGCUCCGAGGAGGCGGCCCGAGCUGCCGCGGCGGACUUGCGCAAGGUCACCGCGCAGCUGGAGGAGGCGGAGGCCGCCGCGCGGGAACUCCGGGAGCGACAGGACGCCGCCUCCAGGGCCGCCGACGUCGCGGCCGCGGCGCGGCGGGGCACGAGCGAGAGGCUGGCGGAGGCGCAGGGCGCCCUGGACGACCUGCGCCUCGGGGCCUCCGAGGACCGCGCGUGGCGCGACAAGGUCGAGGCCUGGCGCACUCAGGAGC
Molecule: messenger RNA, 526 nt
Organism: Prorocentrum cordatum
Lineage: Eukaryota; Dinophyceae; Prorocentrales; Prorocentraceae
Source: the annotation of a GenBank genome assembly